Gordionus sp. m RMFG-2023 is the source of this 2427-nucleotide messenger RNA. Its product is annotated as DDB1- and CUL4-associated factor 6-like. Gene Ontology annotation, biological process: positive regulation of transcription by RNA polymerase II. The transcript has 12 exons. The coding region runs from base 48 to 2294 and encodes 748 amino acids. The record is from RefSeq and is a predicted model, not a curated record. Gene Ontology annotation, cellular component: cytoplasm; Cul4-RING E3 ubiquitin ligase complex. Gene Ontology annotation, molecular function: protein binding. NCBI's taxonomy places the organism in Eukaryota, Metazoa, Nematomorpha, Gordioida, Chordodea, Parachordodidae.
UGGCAGAAAUGUAGAAUAUUGCCCUCAAUUUUUUUUUAAAUUUAAUUAUGCUUAAAAGUUUGGACCUUUUACAUUAUGGAUUAGAAGAUUUUAAACACUUUAUAUAUGCUUAUAAAAAUUCUAAGAAUGUUAUUCAGCAAUUUGAUAUAAUUGAUAAGUUUAAAGCACAUAAUGGAUGUGUAAACACAUUAUGUUGGAGUGAUAAUGGUCAUUAUUUACUCUCAGGUUCUGAUGAUCUUUAUCUAAAUAUAUUUGAUUCUAUAACACAUUAUUGCCUUUAUUCAAUUAAAACUAUUCACAAUAACAAUAUUUUCUGUGCCAAAUUUUUCCCAAAUAACAGUCAUAAAAAGAUUGUCUCUUGUGCUGGGGAUGGAAAAAUUAUAGUUACUCAAAUUAAUGAGGAAUUUGAUUUUAAUGGAUAUCAUAAUAAUGUCGAUAACAUUAACAAUGUUACUCAAAAUGUAUUUAAUUGCCAUAAUGGAACAGUAUAUAAAGUAUUGCCAAUUCCUAGAGAUGGAAAUUGUUUCAUAUCUUGUGGAGAAGAUGGGACUGUUAGGUUCUUUGAUCUAAGGAUCAAAGAUAAAUGUUUUGAAGAAAAUUGCAGAGAAAAUAUUUUGAUCAAUUGUGGCCAACCUAUCUCUUGCAUAGCUAUUGAUUCCUCUGCCCCUAAUAAUAUUGUAUGUGGUUGCUUGGAUAGUUCUGUUAGACUUUUUGAUCAUAGAAGGCUCAAUUUAAAUAUUGGGGGAAACGAUUUUGAACAGAGUUUAUCAGCGAUGUAUGGAUACUAUAUGGCAAAAGAACUGAAUGACACGUACCAUAGGAUAACUUCCAUAGCCAUCAAUCCAUACAGCCACGAAAUCUUAGUCAGUUACUCGGGAAACCAUAUAUAUUUAUUUAACACUCAGGAAUUUUAUGAAGAACCCGAAAUUGACAACCAUUUAAAUACAACAAAUGAUCAAGAACCUAACAACAUGGACCACAAAAAUUCCAUGAAUUACCAAAUAAGGCUAAGAGGUGAUUGGUCGGACACUGGCCCUAAUUCGAAACCCGAAAACACUCAAACGCGAACUCCUAAUACAAACCCAAAUAAUAAUGAUGCCUCUAUCGAAAAUGAUUCGCAUGUUGUUAAUACCCAUAUCUUGGAGUCUACAGAUAAUGAAAGAUCCACUGAUAGGAACGAUAGAUUAGGAGAAGUUUUGGUCAAACAAAUGACAGAGAUGUUGAAUAAAUUUUUGGACUUUAAAAGAAAUCGAAUUUCUAAUAUCGCUAUUAAGAAUGAUGAAAAUUUUAACGUGAACAACGAAAACGCUAACAAAAAUAACGAUUCCAUAUCGGUGGAUAGCAAUGAGAGAAUACCGGAAACUCAAUUAAACACGAUAACGAACGAUAUUCCAACUACAUCCGGAAAUUACGGAUCAAAUCUCUUAACGAGCAAUCAAUUGAAUGAUAGUGAUUCACAAGCUAACUUAUAUUGCAAACUCCCCAACGAACCCGUUUAUUUUCCCUCAGCACAUCACGAAGUUAGUCAAAAUUUAUAUCCCGCUCCCAAAAACUCGCCCAACCCCGAUUACGUAAAUGAACCUAUUACCGACAAUCAUGUUUCACUCGAGACUCAUUCGCCUAACGAAACUUCUGAGAAUACGAGACACCAAGUCUUAUUCACGAAUAUAAAAAAUCGUAAUAAAAAAAUAUCGAUUCUCCAGCAUUUACGGGAAAGGAGGAGCAAACAAAAUAAAACCACUGUCUGUCGGCGUUACAAAACUCAAAAAAUAUACAAAGGGCAUCGAAAUUCUCGAACCAUGAUCAAAGAAUGCAAUUUCUGGAGUGAUAAUUUCGUGAUAUCGGGUUCAGAUUGUGGUCAUAUAUUUUUUUGGGAUAAAAACACUGCCGAAGUAGUCAAAAUUUUGGAAGCCGAUAAACACGUUGUAAAUUGUGUCCAACCACAUCCGUAUCAUAUCGAAUUAGCUUCUAGCGGUAUAGAUUACGACAUAAAAUUUUGGGGGCCAAGCCCUUGCCAGGAGGAUUCGAUAUUAUCUGAGAGUGAAAGUCAGAAGUUUAUACAAGAUGUGUUGAACCGAAACGACGUUAUGUUGAAAGAAACUAAGGAUAUUGUUACCAUACCAGCCUCGUUCAUGAUACGAAUGCUUGCACACAUGAGAAGGCAUUUAAGGCCUGAAGGCAACGAUGAGGUUCACACUCCUAAUAAUGAGAGUACUGUUGAAACGGAGCAAAAUAUAGACGAUCAAAAUGGCAUAAAUCAUAUGGAAGAGGGAAACGAUCAAAUAAAUAUUUAAAAUUGUAUUUUGUUUGAAUAUUAGGAUAAAAUGUUAAGAAUUAUAAAUUAAUUCGUCGAAUAACCUUUAUUAAAGUGCAAUCAUUUAUUUUCAUAAAAAUUUAUAUACAUGACUAGAAUAAUUUAUUUAUCAC